Molecule: messenger RNA, 1820 nt
Organism: Schistocerca serialis cubense
Lineage: Eukaryota; Metazoa; Arthropoda; Insecta; Orthoptera; Acrididae
Product: protein tyrosine phosphatase domain-containing protein 1-like
Exons: 12
Coding region: 1-1794 (597 amino acids)
Biological process (GO): cilium assembly; protein dephosphorylation
Molecular function (GO): protein tyrosine phosphatase activity; protein tyrosine/serine/threonine phosphatase activity
Source: RefSeq, a predicted model, not a curated record
AUGGCAGAGCGCAAGGAGGCGCGCGGCCUGCGGCGGCAGCGGCGGCAGAGCGACGCGAGCGAGGCCCCGGCCGCCAACUACACGCGCCUCUCUGAGGGCCUGCGCCGCGUCACGCCCACCGCCAUCCAGUGCUCCGUCUUCUGCGGCGGCCGCCACUGCAAGUACGAGAACCCCAACUCGCUCAACGCGCUCCACAUGGCCGUCGAUGGGCUCUACUCUCAUUGGGUGACGGACGACAUUCUCGCUUGUGCCCGUCCCAGCACGUACCUCAUCACGCAGAAGAACCUCAUACAACAGUUUCAGAGCCUGGGCAUCAAGUCGAUCAUAAACCUGCAGCAGCCGGGAGAGCAUGCCAGCUGCGGCCCGCCGCUGGAGGACUCUGGCUUCACGUACCAGCCCACUGCCUUCAUGGAGAGCAACAUUUACUUCUACAACUUCGCCUGGCGAGACUACGGUGAAGCGACAACCACUCACCUGUUGGACAUGGUCAAAGUCAUGGCCUUCGCCUUAGAGGAGGGCAAGGUAGCCAUUCAUUGUCAUGCUGGGCUCGGGAGGACGGGCGUUCUGAUCGCUUGUUACCUGGUGUUCAGCCUGAGAGUCCGAGCCAACGACGCAAUCAGAUAUGUCAGGCUGAAGAGGCCCAAUUCUGUCCAGACGAGUGGCCAGAUCACAUGUGUUCAGGAGUUCGAACAAUUUGUCUUCCCUCAUAGUACAGUAUUCUGUAAUAAGGAUCUGCUCAAAGAUGGAAAAUGCCACGAUUUUAAUCUCAAACAGUAUCUAGCUCGCCAAAAUAUCUUGCUACACGGGUAUGAAGCGAGGAUGUUUCGCCAUUUGCCGAAAAUUGUGUUCGUGAUAUGUGAGCGCCUGCUACAGUUGUGCAGCUGCCAAAAUUAUUUCACUAAAUCUUCCGCCCAAGACGAGAGCAAAGUUCCUCUCACAAAGACAUUUUUUGUAUCUAGGAUCAAUUCAGAAAGCAGACUGAGUUUCAAGAAAUCAAAAUCAUCAUCAACUGAGGGUGAAGAUUCGUCGUCAGCAAGUAUGAUUCACUCAUCUGCUUCUACAAGAAGUUUGUGCACAGAAAUGGAUGGAAAUCAUAGUUCUGAAGGUGAAACAUCACAACAUGUUUCAAUUGACAUAUCACCUAGUUCUUCAAGAUGCACCGAAGUAGAUGAAAGUUAUCUGAUGUCUGCUCUAAAUGAAGAAGUCAUUGGACAGAUUGCUGAUGGGGAUAUGUCUUUAGAUGAGUCAGCACAAACCAAUGAGUUUAGCAAAACAGAAAAGAAUUACUGCACAGAUGAUAUUAUACAAGCUUUGCUGGCUGACCAUCAGAUGUUGGACGAAGUUGCCAAGAAAUCUAUCUACCAAUUAAGAAUAGAACUGAACUACAAAUGUUCAGUUUGGAACAGUCUAAGAUUAGAGAAAAAUAUUUAUGUAUUAACUGGAUUACUUUAUGAUUGGCUGGAGCUGCUGAAAACCCCUGCUUUGAACUGUGAUAGCUUAAGCUACAUAGUUAUCUUUGGAAACAACCCAGAAAAGUGUCUAAAAAAAUUAGAUAAGGCUGUGCAGUAUUUAUUGGAAUACUUGCUAAGGUUUAUCCGGAGAUUACAGCCCAUAACUAAGAAUUCAGAACAGGAAUUAAUCAAGAGAUUUAUGUCCUCACUGACUCAACAAAGCAUAGAAAUCUGUGGUGUUCUGCAACCUACAGGUAAAGGAUUUAACAGACUUCGUACUGGAACACGUAAGGUGCUCUUUGAGUUUAUGAUUAAUUUUCUCAACCUAAUAAGUGAUACAUGAUAGAUAUCGAAUUAUGUUAAUGAACU